UAAUAUUUUAAUGUAUAUUUUAAUUUGUUCAUGAUCAUUGAUAAAUGUCAAAAAUUGUUCAGCUUGUUUGAUAAAAAUACCAUCAACAUUUUGAUCAAGAUUAAAAAUGGGUCUUCACUUUGGUAAUCUUGCCAAGAUCAGAGGUGUUGUCUACUUCAGACUCAGUCCAUAUGAGCAAAAGGCAUUCGCUGGAGUAAUCAGUCAUGGUGUCCCCAACAUUAUUCGCAGAAUGAGAGAACAAGUAUUCCGAGUUGUUCCACCAUUCAUCAUAUCUUACAUGGUUUAUUCUUGGGCUAAUGCUGAACACGAAAAAUUCAUCAGAAAAAAUCCAAAAGACUAUGAAAAUGAUGUUUAAAUAGCUUGGCAAAAACAACUAGUUGAAUAAAAAAAAAAACAAACAAACAA
This is a messenger RNA of Aphidius gifuensis, 405 nucleotides long. RefSeq names its product cytochrome b-c1 complex subunit 8 (gene UQCR-Q). The record is from RefSeq and is a predicted model, not a curated record. Gene Ontology annotation, biological process: mitochondrial electron transport, ubiquinol to cytochrome c. The transcript is spliced from 3 exons. NCBI's taxonomy places the organism in Eukaryota, Metazoa, Arthropoda, Insecta, Hymenoptera, Braconidae. Bases 107 to 355 code for a protein of 82 amino acids.